Molecule: messenger RNA, 3867 nt
Organism: Daldinia loculata
Lineage: Eukaryota; Fungi; Ascomycota; Sordariomycetes; Xylariales; Hypoxylaceae
Product: glycoside hydrolase family 3 protein
Exons: 5
Coding region: 450-3218 (922 amino acids)
Biological process (GO): carbohydrate metabolic process; peptidoglycan turnover
Molecular function (GO): hydrolase activity, hydrolyzing O-glycosyl compounds
Source: RefSeq, a predicted model, not a curated record
AGAAUAGGCCUCUAAAUCCGCGGCUUAUGCAUGCUACCGCCUUAUUCUGUAUCUCAAUUCUAUAUGUACUACCAUCUCUGUAAGCUGUCAGUAACACACCACAUUCUCAUUAUAGCAGAUCUUAUGGGUCUGUAAGCAGUCUGUAAUCUGUAGUCUACCAUCGUGAAUUCUAUUCUCUCCCCUUCUCUUUCUCGCCAAACCGGCCGUACCGCGCGAGGAGAGCUGCACCACAUCGGGUGUUUUGCCCGAGGCUCUACACACUCGCUCUGCAUACCCCAAUUUCACCAACUUAACACUAACCCGUCUUGUGACUUUUGGUCUUCUCACUCCUCGUUACACUUGUUGUUGUUGGAUGGAGAUAACCCGUGCUUAUCUUCCGUGCUUACAUCUUUUUAGUUCAGGGUGUCUUUGACUAGUAUAGCAUCAAGUUGUAACAAUACGACCGCAAAAUGACUAAGUCGGAAAGCGAACUCGACCCACUAUGGCAGAAUCUCGAUUGGGCUAUUGGUCAAAUGUUGAUCAUGGGAUGGGAUGGCACAGAAGUAACGCCUCAAAUCAGAAAUCUCAUUGAGAACCACCAUUUAGGUUCAAUCAUUUUGACAGCUAAGAAUCUUAAAUCUGCUGAGCAGACUGCUUCUCUGGUCCAAGAACUUCAGACGAUAGCACACCAAGCAGGACACCCUCAACCUUUAUUAAUUGCUGUUGACCAAGAAAAUGGGGGCGUCAAUAGUCUAUUUGAUGAAGACUAUAUCUGUCAAUUCCCCAGCGCGAUGGGCGUCGCUGCUACGGGGAGCAUAGAGCUAGCCUACAGCGUAGCAAGAGCUACAGCAACCGAAGUUUCUGCUGUUGGAGUCAAUCUUAUUCUCGGUCCUGUUUUAGAUGUCUUGACCAAUGCUCGACACCAACCCCUCGGCGUUCGAGCUACCGGGGAUGAUCCUCAAGAGGCAUCUCAGUUUUGUAUUGCUGCCAUCAACGGGUUUAAGGAUGCUGGCGUAGCUACCUGCGGAAAGCAUUUCCCGUCCUACGGGAAUAUUGAUUUCCUCGGUUCUAGCUUAGACAUGCCUAUCAUCACUCAAACUCUGGAAGAACUUAACCUCAGUGCUCUUAUACCGUUCCGGAAUGCCAUAAGUGCUGGACGUUUGGACGCCAUGUUUGUCGGUGGAUGCGGGAUCCAGAGUGCUGGAAUGAAUGUCAUGCAUGCUUGCCUAUCAGACCAGGUUGUGGACGACCUCUUGAGAAACGAACUAGGGUUCAAAGGCGUCGCUAUCUCGGAAUGCCUCGAGAUGCAGUCGCUUAUACAAGAGUACGGCGUAAAAGGGGGUACUGUAAUGGCCGUUGAGGCAGGCAAUGAUCUAGUGCUUCUAUGUAGAGCACACGACGUACAACUAGAGGCCAUUUCGGGGCUAAAGUUAGGCGUUGAGAACGGUAUUAUAUCGAAAGACCGGAUCUAUACUUCCCUAAAGCGAGUGUUGCGGAUGAAGAGCGUAUGCACGUCUUGGCAGAAGGCACUGAAUCCUCCCGGAUUAUCGUUACUAUCUAAGAUACAUCCUACACAUCUUGCACUCUCUCGGAAGGCCUACGACCAAUCAAUUGCAGUCGUCCGGGACAAGGACAAUCUACUUCCCCUUUCGCAGAGCUUACUCCAGGAGGAAGAACUCCUACUACUGACGCCACUAGUCAAGCCUCUGCCAGCUUCGGCAGCUACUAAAAACAUGUUGGAAAAGGGUAACAAAGCUCCCUCCCUGCACGAGAAAUGGAUUCACCAGGAGCGUGGAGCAAUCAUGAGUGGAGAAGGUGUCUUUCGAGAAUUGGGUAGAUCAAUAGCUCGUAUACGCAAUGGCAAACUUCUUCACACAUCAUAUACGGCAAAUGGACUCAGACCAGUGCACGAGAAUCUGAUUAAUAGAGCAUCGGCGAUAAUUAUCGUUACAGCUGAUGCUAACCGGAAUAUGUACCAAACUGGAUUCACAAAGCAUGUAGCAAUGAUGUGCCAUAUGCUUCGUGGGACCGGCCAAAAGAAGUCGCUCAUAGUGGUUGCGGUCAGUUCUCCAUAUGAUUUCGCAAUGGACAAAUCCAUCGGGACGUACGUCUGCACCUUUGAUUUUACAGAAACGGCCAUGGCUUCUCUCGUUCGUGCCUUGUACGGAGAGAUAACCCCUCAGGGGUCGAUGCCAGGAACUAUGAGGAAGAGUAAGAAGGUCUCCAAGACAAGACAGCAGUGGCUUGUUGAGAACUACGACCGCGAGCGAGAUGCUGCUGCCCUGGAGGAGCUGCUAAGAACUCUGGCUCGCUCUAGUACACCGAGUCUUCCGUAUCUCACGGCAGGAGCUCAUUCGUUCGAGUUGUUUAAUACGCAUAUUGAGGAGGCACACUUUGUCGUGCGGAACAGCAGCACAAAAACAUUGUACGGUUUCGUGGCCACGUAUUACACGAAGGGUGUUGGUGCCAUUGGCGCUCUUUUUGUCGAUCCGGCGAAACGAAAUGUAUCGAUUGGCAGGUCACUACACCGUCGUGCGUUGCGAGCGUUACUUCAGAAGCCAGGCGUCAAGACACUCCAACUUGGGCUUACAUUCCCGGGAGUGUUUCCAGGAGUACCUGUCGAUGAAAGCGGGAGUAACAAGAGCUGGUUUAACAACGUCGGUUGGGAUACACAGUUCCCGAAACGACUGACGAACAUGGCCAUCGAAGAUCUCGGAGCUUGGACAGCACCAGAAGGCCUUCUACAAAGCAUCCAGCGAGCAAGUCUUAGCUUUGACUUAAUCCACGGACUCGAUAACGCCGAGUCGGUGUUAAACCAUGUAGCGACACACGCAGGACCCGAGGUCGUGGAGCUUUAUCGAUUUGCACUACACGAAACGAAUACAAGCGGAGUAGUCCGAGCCAAGAACUCGAUGGAUAACCUGUUAGGAACAGUCAUCAUCUGCACAGCAGGAAGUCGCCUGUCGACAUAUAUCCCUCCACUUCACUCGACUAGCGGCGAAGAUAUUGGUGGCAUUCUCGCUCCAAUAGUGCCUUCUACAGCCCAGUCACGGUUAAUCCUACAAGGGCUGGUAUUCAUGGGCGUAAGACAGAAUAAGGCGCACAAGUCUGCAAAGAGUAUCCUCAGUUGGGUUCUUGACGAAGCAUACGAGCCACUUGCGGCCAUGGGCUUUGACGUCCAACAGACGUUCGACGAGAUUACAAAUUCGCCAGAAAACGUGAGUAUCUAUCCCGCCUGAGUCUUGAGUCUUAAACCAUGCUUGCUAAUCUGGUGGAUUUUAUGCAGUGGUCUGACCUAGGUUGAACUAAUACUCUUUCAGAAGUGGUAUAUGAGGCUACUAACACUUGUGGUACCCCUUUCCACCUAGCGAAGCAGAAGUAGGUGGGGAUCCGGUGUGAAAUGCGCUCUGUUCUAAUAAGAGCUUGCGAAACAUGCCUCUCUCCUGUGAUUUUAUAUUCAAGGCGAGCAAGCCGGAGUUUAGGGGCCUAGGGAGUACCUUCUUAUCCAAUCACGAAUUGUUUCCUGAAGCUUUUUUGAAUCCUAAAACACAUUUGAUCGAUUGAAUUUAAGCCCCCGUCCCCGUUGCGGCCGUCUCUGUUUAAAAAUAGAACCGCGGCGUAACUACCUUGUACAGGCACCGCCCUCCGGAUUUCCCCCCCAAUUGAGCUUUGAUCUUCACGACGAAUAGACGAAUAGACGAGAAAUGAUAACAAGACUGAUAACAAAUUCUUUGCACUACAACGCGAUCUAGCUCCAAUAUGUAAGAACGGACGUACAUGCAAGAAAAAGCACCGAGGGUUUGGGUUGGAGGCAAGUAAUUAAUGACAGAUGAUUAGGUAGAUAAAGUCUUUCGGCAAUGUGAUGAUAUAUCUCCCCAGAAGCCAGGG